GGAGUCCCAGCAGCUGCUACCUACCGUGCCUUCCUGGAAAGAUGCUCCUGUUCCUUGUCCUGCUGAGCUUUGCACUGUCCCCCAGAGCAGAGGCAGGGGAGAUCAUCGGGGGACACGAGGCCAAGCCCCACUCCCGACCCUACAUGGCCUAUCUGGAGUACAUUUAUGAGAAAUCUUAUCCACCACAACAUUGUGGUGGAUUCCUGAUCCGAGAGGACGUGGUGCUGACGGCCGCUCACUGUCAUGGCAGCACGAUCAAUGUGACUCUGGGCGCCCACAAUGUGAAGCAGAAAGAGAGGAGUCAGCAGGAUAUCCCUGUGAGCAAAGCCAUCCCCCACCCGAAAUACAAUGCCAAAACCUUCUCUAAUGACAUCAUGUUGCUGAAGCUGAAGCAUAACGCCAAGAUGAAUAAGUACGUGAAGCUCCUCAAACUUCCUGGGUCCAGGAACAAGCUGUGGCCAGGCCAAGUGUGCAGUGCAGCCGGUUGGGGUCAGGUGGCGCUCAGCGAAACUUUUCCUGACAGUCUCCAGGAAGUGGAACUGAAGCUGCAGGCAGAUGAGGAGUGUGAAUCCCGGUUUAUACAUUACAAUCCUAAAACUCAGCUGUGUGCGGGGGAUCCCAAGACAAGAAAGGCUACAUUUAAGGGAGACUCCGGGGGUCCCCUCGUGUGCAAGGACGUGGCCCAGGGCAUCGUUCACUAUGGAAAGAACGAUGGAUCUUCACCCCGGGUCUACACCAGAAUCUCCAGUUUCAUGCCCUGGAUAAAGAACACCCUGAGAAAGAUAUAACCGCAGCU
Sorex fumeus (smoky shrew) is the source of this 796-nucleotide messenger RNA. Its product is annotated as granzyme B-like. The coding region runs from base 42 to 788 and encodes 248 amino acids. Gene Ontology annotation, cellular component: cytoplasm; intracellular membrane-bounded organelle. Gene Ontology annotation, biological process: proteolysis. The transcript has 5 exons. Gene Ontology annotation, molecular function: serine-type endopeptidase activity. Lineage: Eukaryota; Metazoa; Chordata; Mammalia; Eulipotyphla; Soricidae. The record is from RefSeq and is a predicted model, not a curated record.